Molecule: messenger RNA, 1476 nt
Organism: Cynocephalus volans (Philippine flying lemur)
Lineage: Eukaryota; Metazoa; Chordata; Mammalia; Dermoptera; Cynocephalidae
Gene: SLC49A3
Product: solute carrier family 49 member 3
Exons: 10
Coding region: 1-1476 (491 amino acids)
Biological process (GO): transmembrane transport
Cellular component (GO): membrane
Molecular function (GO): transmembrane transporter activity
Source: RefSeq, a predicted model, not a curated record
AUGGCGGGGCCGGCGGCGGACGGGCCGGGGGUCGCCGCCACCCUGGUCCCGGGCGCGCCGCGCGGCCACCGCACCUACGCGCGCCGCUGGCUCUUCCUGCUGGUGGUCGGCCUGCUCAGCUGCUCUAACGCCACGCUGUGGCUCAGCUUUGCACCCGUGGCUGACACUGUCGCUGAGCGCUUCUCCCUAUCUGUGGGGCAGCUCAACUGGCUCUCGCUGGUCUACCUCGUGGUCUCCAUCCCGUUCGGCAUGGCGGCCAUCUGGGUCCUGGACUCUGUUGGGCUCCGCUGGACGACCAUCCUGGGUGCAUGGCUGAACUUUGCCGGAAGCGUGCUCCGCGCCCUGCCCUGCCUGGCUGCUGGGCCCCUCCACCCAUUUGCCUUUUUCAUGGGCGGCCAGAGCCUCUGUGCCCUGGCUCAGACCCUCGUCAUCUUCUCUCCGGCCAAGCUGGCUGCCUUGUGGUUCCCGGAGCACCAGCGAGCCACGGCCAACAUGAUCGCCACCAUGUCAAACCCCCUGGGCAUCCUUGUGGCCAAUGUGCUGUCACCUGCCCUGGUCAAGAAGGGGGAGGACAUCCCCCUAAUGCUUGGCAUCUACGCCGUCCCUGCUGGCCUCACCUGCCUGCUGGCCACUGUCGGCCUCUGGGAGAACGUGCCCCCCACCCCGCCCUCCGCUGGGGCUGCCAGCUCCAGCUCGGAGAAGUUCCUCGAUGGGCUCAAGCUGCUUGUGCGGAACAAGGCCUACGUCAUCCUGGCUGUGUGCUUCGGGGGCGGCAUUGGGAUCUUCUCCAGCUUCUCGGCCCUCCUGGAGCAGAUCCUCUGUGUGAACGGAUACUCCAAUGAAUUUUCAGGCCUCUGUGGGGCUCUCUUCAUCGUGUUUGGGAUCCUGGGGGCCUUGGCCCUCGGGCUGUAUGUGGACCGGACCAAGCGCUUCACCGAAGUCACCAAGAUAGGCCUGUGCCUGACCUCCUUGGCUUGCGUGGCCUUUGCCCUGGUGUCCCAGCUGCGGGGACAGACUGUGGCACUGGCCGCUGUCUGUGCACUGCUCGGGUUCUUUGGCUUCUCCGUGGCGCCCGUGGCCAUGGAGCUGGCGGUCGAGUGCUCCUUCCCUGUGGGUGAGGGCGCCUCCGCAGGCCUGGUCUUCGUGCUGGGGCAGGCUGAGGGCGUGCUCAUCAUGGUGCUGCUGACAGCUGUGACUGUGCGACGCCCAGAGCCACCCUUCUCCACCUGCCGGCAUGGCGAGGACCCCCUGGACUGGACGGUGUCCAUGCUGCUGAUGGCCGGCCUGUGCACCUUCUUUAGCUGCUUCUUGGUGAUCUUCUUCCACACCCCAUACCGGCGUCUGCAGGCCGAGUCUGGAGCGUCCCCCUCCCCGCAGGACGCAUGCUUGGGAGCUGGAGAUGAUGCACCACACCCCACCCCACACCCACCCCCUGAGGCUCCAGGCACGGCACCCUCAGGGGCAGCUCAUGCCUAG